Molecule: messenger RNA, 1086 nt
Organism: Neurospora hispaniola
Lineage: Eukaryota; Fungi; Ascomycota; Sordariomycetes; Sordariales; Sordariaceae
Exons: 3
Coding region: 1-999 (332 amino acids)
Source: RefSeq, a predicted model, not a curated record
AUGGAGUCAGUUGCCUCCGGUUGCCAUCUUUGCUCCAUUGUUUUCUGGGACGAGAACAGUACUGGUUUGUUUGUUAGCUCGAGACCUCGUGCUCUACAACCGGAACAUGCCUGUGUCUGGGCCAAAUAUCUAUGGGUCGAGGAUCACUGCACCAAGUCGGAUUUUGAGUUGCUCUGUGGCUAUAAAACCUUUGGGACCGAAUCAGACACGACACCUCAAGACCUGCCACGCGGGAGACAGGACUCCAGAUUUACAUUGUCCCUAGCCUGGUUAAGAAUAGUCAGAGGUUAUCAAAGGACCGAAUUCACCUACGAAUCAGAUAGGCUCAUUGCUCUUUCUGGAGUGGCCAAGGCUAUCGAACAUAGCAAAGGAUUCACCUACGUGGCUGGGACAUGGAAGGAACUCUGGCCCCUGGAUCUUUUGUGGUGGUAUCAUGGCUGGGACCCAUCCAAGGAGGAACCGACAGACUUUACGAAAUCGAAGCCCCCUUCGUGGUCCUGGGCUGCUAGAAAAUGGGGCAAGGAUUUUCUUCUGCUUGAGCGUUUCGACUUCGAUAUCCCCCUAAUCACUUACAGGGCACAGUUUAAGUAUUUCACUUGUCCCACAUCCACAGAUCGAUACACUGGUACGAGGGCUGAUAAAGAAGGAAUCAUACUCACCAUAAAAAGCCGGGUCAAGAGAGGGCUGGCGGCCUGGAAAUGGAGGUUUAAGUGUUGGUUGCUUGCGGUGCGAGCGAGCGACACAGAAUGGGUUUAUGUUUACUGGGACCCGGGCCAGGAACCAAGACUAGGCGAAUCAGUGCUCCUUUUGAUACUAAUAUCCAUGGAAUCCGAGAACACAAACAAGAAGGAUCCCUACCAGAUAGGACUAGUCCUGAUGCUGGAGGAGGGCGUAAAGAAAAAGAACGGGCAGCCUUGCUACAGACGCGUGGGCUACUUCAACGAAGGGGGCUUUGGGAACCACGAAACCUGGGGUGAGGAAACGAUUUGUCUCUGUUGAUGGUUCCAUGAGAUAGGCACAGGGAAAGGGAUUGGGGGGCCAAGAUGUUAGUCUAGAGAGUGCGAAAUUGUCGUGCGUGCAUUCUGG